AAUGGAAUAUACAAGAUUAGGAAAUACAGGUUUAUUGAUAUCGAGAAUUUCUUUUGGAAAUAUGGUAAAUUUUGCACCUGAGGAUGAAGAAGUUAAUACAGAAAUUAUCAAAACAUGUUAUGAAGCAGGUGUUAAUUUCUUUGAUACUGCCGAGAUGUAUUCCGAAUUCCUAAAAUUUUAGAUAUGAAAAUGGAAAAGCAGAGGAAUAACUUGGUAGAUCCAUAAAAAAACUUAACAUUCCAAGAGAAAAGAUUAUUGUAUCCGUUAAGAUCCUUGCUAAUCUUGAAUAAGGUGGAAAUCCUAUUAAUCGUGCUUUUACAUUAAAUCGUAAACAUGUUAUUGAAGGGGUCAAUGCAUCACUUAAAAGACUUCAAUUAGAUUAUGCUGACAUAGCCUAUGCCCAUUUUCUAGAUUAAGAUAUAUAAGUUGAAGAAAUAUGCCGUGGAUUCAAUUAAAUUAUUGAGGAUGGAAAAGCCUUUUAUUGGGGCACUUCUAAUUGGAAACCAUCAAAAGUUUAGGAAGCUUUUAACUAUUGUGAUAAGCAUGGCUUAAUCAGACCUGUAGUUGAGCAAUGCAUUUAUAAUAUGGUAAUUAGAAAUUUAGUGGAAAAAGAUUAUGCUGAUAUAUUUUCAUAAGGAUAUGGAUCAACUAUAUACAGUCCUUUGUAAGGAGGAUUGUUAACUGGUAAAUAUAACAAUAAUCAAAUUCCUGAAGACAGUCGAGCUGGUAAAGAUAAUGGAUGGUUAACAAAAGAUAAAGCUCAUGCAGUAUUUUUUGCAUAAUUUUGUAAUUUUAUUUUUGUUAUAUUUAAAGUGGGUAAUGAUGAUGCUAUGACAAAACUCAAAAAGUUAGGAGAUUUAGCUUAAUCUCUUGGUUACACUUAAACAUAAUUGUCUAUAGCUUGGGUUUUAUAUAAUAAAGAUGUGUCUACAGCUAUAAUUGGGGCCAAGAAUGUUUAAUAAGUGAAAGAUUCUUUGAAGGCAAUUGAAUUAUAUAAGAAAUGGGAUCAAGAAUUAGAAUAAAAGGUUGAAGCUAUCUUGCAAAAUAAACCAAAAUAAGAUUUUAAUUGGUAAACUGGAAAACCUAUACCAGAUAGAAGAUGA
Paramecium pentaurelia is the source of this 1103-nucleotide messenger RNA. Lineage: Eukaryota; Ciliophora; Oligohymenophorea; Peniculida; Parameciidae. The record is from the annotation of a GenBank genome assembly.